Nipponia nippon (crested ibis) is the source of this 1343-nucleotide messenger RNA. RefSeq names its product diacylglycerol O-acyltransferase 2 (gene DGAT2). Gene Ontology annotation, cellular component: endoplasmic reticulum membrane. NCBI's taxonomy places the organism in Eukaryota, Metazoa, Chordata, Aves, Pelecaniformes, Threskiornithidae. Gene Ontology annotation, molecular function: diacylglycerol O-acyltransferase activity. Gene Ontology annotation, biological process: diacylglycerol metabolic process; triglyceride biosynthetic process. The record is from RefSeq and is a predicted model, not a curated record.
CCGGGGCUGCGGAGCCGGGUGCCCUUCUCCAUCCCAUGGCCCUGGCCGGGACCUGACCGCCCCUCCGCAAUGAAGACCAUCAUCGCUGCCUACUCCGGGGUGCUGAGAGGCACAGGAUCGAGCAUUCUUUCUGCUUUGCAGGAUUUGUUCUGGCUAUCUAAAUCCAAAGUAGAGAAGCAACUCCAGGUCAUCUCUGUGCUGCAAUGGGUUCUCACUUUCCUUAUCAUGGGUAUUGCUUGCACUUUAAUCCUCAUGUACAUACUGUGCACGGAUUGCUGGGCGAUUGCUGCUCUAUAUUUAGCCUGGCUGGUAUUUGACUGGAAUACACCAAAGAAAGGUGGACGAAGAUCCCAAUGGGUGAGGAACUGGGCUAUAUGGAGGUACUUCAGGGAUUAUUUUCCAAUAAGACUGGUUAAAACCCACAAUCUGCUGACCACCAGGAAUUACAUUUUUGGGUACCAUCCACAUGGCAUCAUGGGCUUAGGUGCCUUUUGCAACUUCAGCACAGAGGCCACGGGUGUCAGCCAGAAAUUCCCUGGGAUCCGGCCAUACCUUGCUACCCUGGCUGGGAACUUCAGGAUGCCCAUUUUGAGGGACUACUUAAUGUCUGGUGGUAUAUGUCCUGUGAAUCGUGACAGCAUAGACUACAUCUUGUCCAAGAACGGCAGUGGCAAUGCCAUCAUCAUCGUGGUUGGAGGGGCAGCAGAGUCCCUGAACUGCACCCCAGGGAAGAACUCAGUGACACUGAAAAACCGGAAAGGCUUUGUGAAACUGGCUCUACGUCAUGGCGCGGACUUGGUUCCUGUCUACUCCUUUGGGGAGAAUGAAGUGUACAAGCAGGUCAUCUUUGAGGAGGGUUCCUGGGGAAGAUGGGUGCAGAAGAAGUUUCAGAAGCACAUUGGCUUUGCUCCAUGCAUCUUCCAUGGCCGUGGCCUCUUCUCCUCCAACACCUGGGGGUUGUUACCUUACCCCAAGCCCAUCACUACUGUUGUUGGGGAGCCCAUCACCAUCCCCAAAAUUGAUAAUCCAUCCCAGAGGGAAGUGGACUUCUACCACAGCAUAUAUGUGGACUCUCUGAUCAAACUCUUCGACAAGUAUAAGAGCAAAUUUGGUCUGCCAGAGACUGAGGUCUUGGAAGUCAACUGAAGGACUGGCUUGGCAGCACCACCUUCUCUCAGAAUCAACACAUCUUCUCCAGGAGUCCAAGCUGUCAUCGUGUACUUGAAAGCAUGUGUGGGUGUAUGUGUCUUUCAAAGAAAGUGUUUAAAGUGUUGCUAGACCACUUUUAAAAAUAAAAAAAAGGCUUUACUUUUGGAUAAAUCCCAUUACAAAUGUCUUUCUAU